Messenger RNA from Strongylus vulgaris, 233 nucleotides. Lineage: Eukaryota; Metazoa; Nematoda; Chromadorea; Rhabditida; Strongylidae. The record is from the annotation of a GenBank genome assembly.
AUGAUCGAGAUCAUUUCUGUUGAUGGGUUGAAUUUCAUAUGCAAACAUUUGGCUGAACUAUCCAUUGAGGUUCGAGUGAUUGGUUACAACAAGGCAGGAGAAUGGUGUGAAGCACGACUAGCAGCUACUCGACGAUCGGAUUUAGCCAGUCAGAAGCGUAUCGGACAAAUCGGCUGGGUGCCAAGCAGCUACAUCGCUCCCGUCAAUUCGCUUGAUAAGCACAGUUGGUGAGU